Plectropomus leopardus (leopard coralgrouper) is the source of this 2860-nucleotide messenger RNA. The record is from RefSeq and is a predicted model, not a curated record. Lineage: Eukaryota; Metazoa; Chordata; Actinopteri; Perciformes; Serranidae.
CACUGUCACACUAAAACUUUCAAUUUCUUAUUGUCUAACAAGUUUCAUCCCUCUCUCCUCUCCCUCCUCACCCCUUAUCCCCCCACUCUGUCUCCCUUCCCCCCAGAAGUGAGCGAGGCUACAGCCACCUUGGGACCCGGCACCAUGGGCCUGAGCACCCGCUACAGCCCCCAGUUCACCCUGCAGCACGUGCCAGACUACCGACAGAACGUGUACAUCCCCGGCAGCACAGCCACCCUCACCUCCAACCCCCAGCAGCAGCAGGCCACGGCCCAGCAGGCCUCCCAGCAGGCGCUGCCCCCGCCUCAGGCCUCGGUCCAGCCCGAGCCCCCCAAGGCUGCCCAGACCCCUGCCUCCAAGAAGAAGUCCACCAAGAAGGAGAAGAAGUAGAGUUGGACGGCUUGAGGUGGAGGAAUGACAGCCCCGACCUGAUCUGAUGAGAAAUUCAACCCCCUAUACCCUACCCAUAAGGUAUCUCACUGCUCUGGUGUCACUCACGUUAACCACGGUCUAAAUAAUGACAGCUGUUCACUUUUGACCACAUGGACGUUAGAUGGAUAGUGAUCGUUCUUUCAGAAGUGUCUUGAAUGUGCUGAAGGCUGUUAUUGGUGUUGAUAACCCGUGCUGUGCUAAAGGUCUAGUAUUGCUCACAUAAUCUUUGUCGGUAGAUAAUUUUGGCAGGGUAUGGGGGGUUAUUGUGAUGGGUUUUUUUUGUUUUUUUGUUUUUAUCUUGGCAAAAUCAAACUUGGACAAAGAGAUUCAGUGUAAAGAACCUUGCUGGGAUGACAAGGCUAUACGCAGUGAUGUAUUCAGAGAUGAAAUGUUAAUGUCUAUCAUGUUGGAUUUAUUGUACUCUUUUCCUGAGGUGGAAAGUCAGCUGUUGUAAAGUACGCUAGUUGCCAUCCAUUAGAUUCCUAUAGGGCCAGCCUUGCAGGGUCUUAAAGCAAAAGUCCUGCUGAUAUAAGGCUGCUGUUUGACAGGUAUUACAGACUCUUCUGCAUGCUCUUUAAGGUUCAAACCACAUAUACUAGUUUAGAGUUGCAAACUAUGCAUUGCAAAAGCAAAGAGGGGGACAUUCUGAAUCUGUUAUCCUCCCUCCAAUCCCAGGUCAAUAUAAUGCACAUGUAGCAUUUACUUGACACAAAAAUAAAAUUACUUUUGUAAUCAUAGUUUAAAAAAAGAUAAGAUUUUAAUCUCCUGAUAUUUUUUAUGACCUGAGCAUGCACCCAGAGGAAGGGCUGGCAGAGGGUGGGGGUGGCAUGGUGUUGUGUCAUAGAGUCACAAGCCGUUCUGCCCAUGCAGGUGGUAUAGCAGCAGGGACUGGCAUCUUGUUUAACAUCUCCAGAUGGGCGCAAACAUGUCCUGCUACCCUGCACCCUCUACCCCCCCCCCUCAUACCCAGCGCGUGUCCUUCCUCACUCACUACCCCACACUGAGAGCCAAACAAAGAAAAAUGCACUGUUUGUAUUUUGAAAAUGAGAUGAUGUAGGGGUAGUAAUCACUUCGGUCUUUAGGGAAACACAUAGAUGUGGUAAACUUAAGUGCUUAGGAGUCUCUAGACACUUUGCAGGCCUUUAGGGUCUCAGCGGAGUAUUACCCUCACUAUCCUGAAGUGAUGAAGAAACUUCUGAUGUGACACACGACAUGUUUUUUUUUCCUUUGGGAGAUAAUGAUUCAAUAGCAUAGAGGAAUUGUUUGUAUAAGAUACAGUAUGAAGUCUUUACUUUGCCGUCCAUCCAUCUGUCAGGCCUCUGGCCAGAUAUAACUGCAUGAGAAAAGGCAGCUUGCAGGCUGGGUCAGGGGGAGUGGAGGGGGGUGCGGUGAGGGGUACACAGACUGAGGGGGCACCAUUACAUCAACCAGGGGGGUUGGUAAAAAAAAACUUGGCUCUACCCACUGAAUGUACAGAGGAACCACUGUUGACCUUCCCACUCCUUAAACUUUCUCUAAUGCACUGACCUAGGUAGAGGUCAACAGAGCCAAGCACAGCUGUCCCUGUUGGUGAGGAGAUACCAUUCAAGAGCCCUUUCAAAUAUCCCUCUUCCUUUGAAAUCAAUAGAAAACCUCAGCCUCUCUACCACUCACCUCUUCCCUCCACUCCCUGAUCCUAUGAGGCUCUUCCCCACUGUAAAUAAACACAAGUCCUGUCGAUGGUAUGAGCCAGUUGUUUGUAUAGUAGGGACCACGUACAACAUUUUCAAAAUAAAAGUCCCUCUCCACAAGGCGUGGCUUACUACUGGAAUGUGUUGCAUUUUGUUUUUCAAGAAAAUUAAGAAAACCACAGAUUAAAAAAAGAAGAAUCAAUUAUGAAAAAGAAUCUGAAAUGUUCUUCAACAGUUUGUGUUGCAAUGUAGUAACUAAGCACCAUGGAAGCCAACUAACUCUUCAGUGUAAAUAAAUGAAUUAAAGACAACUUUAGAUAAGUAAACAAAGUGACACACGUAGACUAGUUAACUUGUGAUAUGUGUUGCGCAUAUUUUUGUGUUCAUUUUCUCUCUACUAUGUUUUAUCACCCCAUAAAGAAACAAAACAAAACAAAAAAAUGGAAAUAUUUCUAUCCUUCUGUAACCUCUUAAUGUUCUUUUGCUGUGAUUUUAUCUUGUGCAUUUGUGAAAGAAUGCCUCACAUUCUCUUUCUGUCCAUAUGAACAAAUGAUUAUAAAUAUUAUAUAUGUGUAAGUCCGUCCGCUGCUGAAUUAAUACUACUCUAUCCUGCUGUAUUAUCUUUCUUAUCAAAUGCUUAGUUCCCACGCUAUACCCCUGUGUUACUCUUAUUUUUAUGCUAAUAUUUAUAUUGCUGUUUUAUUUUCUCUUGAACACUGACAUUUCAAAUAAAAAGAUUCUGAAAUCAUCUAAAAAAA